AGCAUCCUUACCAAACGCAGCACACACACCCAAGCUGACACAGGCACAAGUUUUCGCAGCCAACGCAACAAGCACAGCGUAACUUGCUUUCCCACUACCUACUACGUAACUUGGCUAGGUACCUACCUAGCUAGCUAUCUGAUCUGUGCUCUUUCUCUCUUGACUCCUCCUCCCUCUUCCUAGGCAUCAUCGAUUGGGCUCUUUGGAGGCACACAUCACUCGUUUGCUGUUCCUCCCUUUGCUAUCCCCCCCCCUUUCACUUCGCAUCUCCCAAUUCCCUCACUCAAUCCGCGACCCACGAGUCGAUCGGGAAACGAACCAAGCACAAGCAGCUGAAGGGCGGAUAACCAAUCCAUUUCCAAAGGGUCGUAUCAGUACCCCCAAAAAAUACUGGAGCAGACCCGCUGCCCGACUCUCCGGACGGACCUUCCAAGGCCCCUGUCCUGCUCUGCACCCUUUCUCAGUUCCGUAAUCAUACCAACCCAUCCUGACCGACCAUCGUCAGGAGAGCCCUUUUUUCCCAGGGGCAACCGUCCACUAUCCUUUGCCAGCGACUCAAACCAACGUUUUCUCUCGUUCAUCCACACUCCCUCUUUUUAUCUUUUUUAUUUUUAUUUUAUUGUUUUGUCUGCUGCGUUAUUCCCACAACGUCACUUUCCUUUUUGGAAGUUCCGGCCGCACGCCUCCGUCCCGUCUUCAAGUCGAGCAAAGCACAAGCAAACAGCUCCAAAUCGAUCCUUUUAAUUCCUGGGCUGUUCGUCCCAUACUCAAACCUGUCUCUUUUGAUCCAGCCGCGGGCCCCCGAUCAUCUCGACGCCCCCCAAGUACACGCCUCAUCAAUUACCAUCAGUUGCAGCCAAUCAUCAGUUCAACAACAGCUAGCUGCCGACGCUGACCUUUUGUCGAAUGACCUCGUAAAUCCUGUCCGGCUCUUUCGAAAAGAGCUCUCUUCCAAAACCCUCACCAGGGCUACCGUCGUGUUGGACGCGACUCUCACUGGGUUGUCGAGCUUUCCCAGCGAGCUGCACGUCUCAAUAGGGUCAGCAACUUCAAUCAAAUCGUCACCCAAUUCUGGUCAUUCAAAAUGACCGUCUCACACGACUACCCUCAUCGGGGAUCGAAUCACCCGCCAGCCAACAUGCUGGCCCUUGAAGAUCGAUUUGAAGUACUGAAGGAGAUUGGCGAUGGAAGCUUUGGAAGUGUGGCUCUAGCAAGAGUUCGCACUGCCGGAGCCGCGGUUGCUCGCCGGGGCACUGUGGUUGCCAUCAAGACGAUGAAAAAGACUUUUGAGUCCUUUACCCCAUGUCUGGAGCUCCGUGAAGUCGUUUUCUUGAGGACGCUACCAGCACACGCUCACCUCGUGCCUGCUCUGGACAUCUUCUUGGACCCCUUCACCAAGAAGCUGCACAUUGCCAUGGAGUACAUGGAGGGAAACCUCUACCAACUAAUGAAGGCGAGGGAACACAAGGCACUCGACAACGCCAGCGUAAAGAGCAUCCUUUUUCAGAUUAUGCAAGGUCUCGAGCACAUACACGCACACAGCUUCUUUCACAGAGACAUUAAGCCCGAAAACAUUUUGGUAUCAACCUCUGGACACAACGAAUCUUCGACAUCUUUCAGGAGAUACUCGUCAAUUGUCAACCCUCCAGCACAGGCAUACACUGUUAAGAUUGCCGACUUUGGACUGGCAAGAGAAACGCAUUCGAAACUCCCAUACACGACCUACGUCUCAACGAGAUGGUACCGCGCACCCGAAGUGCUCCUCAGAGCCGGCGAAUAUUCCGCCCCCGUCGACAUCUGGGCCGUCGGUGCCAUGGCUGUAGAGGUGGCUACACUCAAGCCCCUCUUUCCAGGUGGCAACGAGGUCGACCAGGUGUGGAGGGUUUGCGAAAUCAUGGGUAGCCCCGGUAACUGGUACAACAAGACCGGUGGGCGCGUUGGAGGCGGUGAAUGGAGGGAAGGCACCCGCUUGGCAGGCAAGCUCGGCUUCUCAUUCCCCAAGAUGGCGCCACAUGCUAUGGAUACGAUCCUGCAGGCCCCCCAGUGGCCCUCGUCUUUGAGCCAGUUUGUCACGUGGUGUUUGAUGUGGGACCCCAAAAACAGGCCGACAUCAACACAGGCACUGGCUCAUGAAUACUUUGCCGACGCCGUUGACCCCUUGCGACCCAAGUCGUCAGCAUCGAGGAUCUUGGGCCGCAAGCAGUCCGAUCUUAACAAGGGCAAGGACUCUGCAACCUCGACGCCAACGUCGUCCAAGUCAUGGUUUAGAAAAUCAUUGAUUGGUCGUACCGACAGCAACGAGAGUGCUGCCCCAGCUCCAGUGGCCAAGGAUGUCGCUCCCAGGCCUGCUCCCAUCCAUACCGUCAGUGAGAUAAAUCAACCCAAGGCAAGGCCUCCUGUUGCUACUAGCAAGCGUACCACCUGGACCAAUGGUCCUUCGAAUGUUGCGCCUAUGCCCAUUCUGCCAACCAUCAGACCGAUAUCUCCCAUGUCGGAUGCCGUGACUGCACAAGCAGCAAGCAACAGGACACCGGCAUACAACGAUGCCUACGCAAACGCAUCGAGCAACCGGGGUACAGAGAAGGCCUCCAAGAAGAUCGGACGCCAACUAUCGGUUGCAUCAAGCACAAAUCACUAUGCUGAGAUUCAUCGGCAACAGGCCGAGCGAGCUCUUAAUGGUAACGGAGGUCUUGCCUCGCCACCCAGUGGUAAGCAGGAGAAGGAAAGCUUCUUCUCGCACCUUCGCAAGAGGGCACGCAGGUUCUCGGGCCGCCACCAAGCUCCGAUAUCACCGACGUAUGACGAUGUCGAGGCUCAGGCCGGAUGCGGACCGUUUGCCAGCAACAGAUCAUCGAUGGUCAUUGAUCAACAAGGUCAGGCAGCAGGCAAGGACUCACACGGCGACUACAUGGCAGAGCCUCCGGCUGUACCGGUCCACAACGUGCCGGCAAACAACAAUGGCACUCUCAAAAGACAUCACUCGCUUCCGCACCACCAGCCUAGGUCUGUGGACAAUCUCAUGAAUGCUGCUCGUAACGGAAACAAUGUUCCUGGCGGUCCAAUUUCGAGCCGCACGCGGAGAGCGCAGGCUGGCCAACCCGGGGGGAUGCAUCAAUACGACGCGCCAGACGAGGAAGACGAGCUCUUGGACGAAGUUCUCACAUCUACGCACAACGCCAUGACAAAGCUUGAGAACAAGGACAAGGCCCCACCGCAUAGCAAUUCCCACUACAACAACAUGGCCAAGACGCCCGCCAGUAAUCGCAACUCUGCCGCCGCUGCACACAAUGCCAACCUUAACCCGUACCCGACACCAUCUCCGUCCGCCAACGGGAACUCGGUCCUCUUUGGCGACGGAAGUGAGAACGUGACACCGAAGCCCCUAAAUCUGGAGAAGGGCAAUACUUCUACACCCACAGACUAUGGCAAGUGGCCCACUCCCCCAUACGAGGAGUCGGAAUGGGCUGCGUCUGCAUCAGCUAGCAUCUGGGCCGCGAGUCACCGAUUUUAGAGCAAAAAGUACCCGGCCCCAUUUGAGCGUUGCAUUUAUACCGACUAGUUUCCGUCGGUUCAGUCGGUCAUCGUCCUUCAUAUACACACGGGUUUGGUGUUUUGGAGUUUUUAUCAUACUAUAGGCAUAUUAUUUUGCAACAUUUCUCGACACUCUCUAUUCAUCAUUCCUUUUCUUUUUAACUGAUCUUCAGUACCUGUUCUCAGCAAAUUUGAGCAUUGGUUGAAUCUGUGUCGCUCACCAAGGCUACACGGCUUCAUUUACUUUUUAAGUCCUUCUAGUUCGAUAUUUGAUUCUUUUGGAAAAAGGGGGCAGUGGAUAUGGGCCUCGUUCAGUUCAAUGCGAUGGGUUGCAUGGAGUUGUUCUGCCCGGGAAUACUGAUGGUGGCACCAUGUUUUCCCCCCUUAGCCCUUGUUUGUUAUGACCAGCUCUUCUUUCUAUUAUCGUCUGCUGUUUGUGGAACCUUGCAACUCAUUUGGCGCGUUUUCUUGCUUUGGAUUUUUGUCGUUAAGAGAAAAAAAAUACCCUUAUAGAUUGUACGGCUGGCUCCUCCCCAUUUAUUCUUCAGACCCCUUAUAUUCCCUGUUCCUUUACUGGGAAGGGAUGGCGGGAUGGGCCAAUCAACACACUAUCGAAUCUUUGAUUUUUAUUUUCCUUUGUCAGAAAGUAUAUACAUAUAUGUCCCUCGAGCAGCUAAGACUGUUAUUAUUAGUGUGGGGGGAAGUUGGUGGAAUCUAAACAAAGACUUGGGGGGUAGUUUCAUUUGUUGAAUGCGUUUUGCUUGGAAAUACCAACUCCCUCAAUAUAAGGGCUGUUCCUGGCUCUCUCAAUCUCUGCUUAAAAGGUCGUCACUUCCGUCAUGCUCAUUCGUUUCUUUCUUUUCUUUCAUGCUACAUAGAACCCCACUAUAUUCCUUUUGUUUACCUUCUGUUGGUUGGCAGGCAGAGCAUUGGUCUGCGCAUUGUUUAGUUUUUUUGCCCUCUUUCUGGGAGAUCAUACUGUUUUGGGGGGUGCCGGGUCAACAUUACAGAGCCGGUGCAUUGAUAAUGCGUGCAUAGCAGGCGGCUAAUCUCCUGGGAACAUAUGGGACUAUUGCUCGUUUUAUUAUCUUAUAGGUCGGCAUCACCCCUGGAGGGUAUAAUAAUUCUGGGCCAUUCUUCAUUGAUGGCUUUUUUUGGGAAUCCGACUUUUUCAAAUCCGAGGUGUCUGUUUCCUUUUUUUCACAUCGAUGGCAAUAUCAACACUAUAACAAAUCACCUAGUCCAUUCUAAU
Molecule: messenger RNA, 4783 nt
Organism: Pyricularia oryzae 70-15
Lineage: Eukaryota; Fungi; Ascomycota; Sordariomycetes; Magnaporthales; Pyriculariaceae
Product: CMGC/RCK/MAK protein kinase
Exons: 2
Coding region: 1085-3511 (808 amino acids)
Biological process (GO): intracellular signal transduction; protein phosphorylation
Cellular component (GO): cytoplasm; nucleus
Molecular function (GO): protein serine/threonine kinase activity; ATP binding
Source: RefSeq, a predicted model, not a curated record